Penicillium nucicola is the source of this 462-nucleotide messenger RNA. RefSeq lists its product as uncharacterized. NCBI's taxonomy places the organism in Eukaryota, Fungi, Ascomycota, Eurotiomycetes, Eurotiales, Aspergillaceae. The transcript has 2 exons. Bases 1 to 462 code for a protein of 153 amino acids. The record is from RefSeq and is a predicted model, not a curated record.
AUGCCUCUCAAUACUUCCGGGGCCUUGAUUCGGAUGCGUCUCGUCAUUAUUUUCCUCACCAUCACCUGGCUGGCCCAUGCCGGUCUCAGUUCGGCCCCUGUACGCUUUGCGGUCGCUCUGCGAGACUGCGCAAAACCUGACCUCGUCCCCCCAAGCGACUCUAUUUUGGAAAUAACGUUCCAAAGCUCAUGGACAAUGUCGUCGAGGGCAUGCCCUGUUCUCCAUCUUCAGGUUUGUCCUUGUGAUUUACCCGAAGUGGCUAAAAGAGGACUGCACCGCUCGAUUCUACUACAGUUGCAUUUAACCGUUGUGAGCUUGAUCGUUCUCUCCCUAGGGGGUUAUGUUGUCAGCCACGUCCGCAGCUUUCCGACAUCCUUCGAGUUUUUUGACAGUGCGGGCCACUUUCCAUACUACAAGAUUAUGUAUUAUGGAGCCGUUGGCAAGGCCGCUUUCGGAGUCUAG